GCGACCUUCGCUCGUCAAUUCAAUGACCUUUCUUAUGUGACCUAGUUUUCGUGCACUUACAUCAUUACCAAUUUGAUGCUGAAAAAUAAACAAAUAUGUAAGUCAAAUUAGUAGUCUAUUUGAUAUCUAACAAUAAAAACAUAUAUUUUCGACUUUUAUAAAUAUAUUCGAAUUUUGCCAUUUCUUUAUAUGUCAAAGAUUUCUAAAAUGCGUAGAAAUCAUUAACCAGUUUUAUCAAGUAAUUUGAUCGGCAGCUUUUUUGCCGGUCGAUUACAAGCCCAGCUAGCAGCUCAGCGGCAGCUGAGAUUAUUCAACGGGCAAGUUCCCCCGAAACCUCCAGCAACCGUACCGUACGUACCGGUAUAUUUGUCUGAAAAAAGUGAAAGCCGAACUGCACCGCCGGGCCGGGUGUAUGGCUUCCUUGUUGCUUCGAUUUGACUUGAGAUGCAAGAAACUUACGUCAGAGAAAUAGAAUGAUGUGUUUGAUUUAUGCCAAUUGAAUCUGAAAUCCACCAAGGAAAUGUAACAUUACUCUCAAGAUACUUUGAAAAAAGGUGAAAACAAAGACUUCAUUUCGCGUUUCGUUUCGGAACUUGUUCGUGACGUUGGCGUUGUGUUACUCAGCUUAUUAUUUCAUAAAAUGGCAUUAAGAACUGUUUCCAGAUUAUUAUCACAGUCGCAGAAGACUUCACUCCGAUUAUGGAUGACAGAGGCUAAGCUACUUCAAACAAGGCAUAUAUGCUGUUGUUCCUGUGCUGCGAGACCCAUGUUGGACAUAAAAUUAUCUCAUCUUCCUAAUCAUGCACCAUCUCUGGAAGUGCCAACUAGGACAUUCAUCUCUAUUCAGUCUCCACUCAACUUUGGUAAAAAGAAGGAGUACUCAGAGAGGAAAAUUAUAGGAUAUUCCAUGACAGAUAUGUACGAGGUCGUAGCAAACGUGGAAGACUACAAGGAGUUUGUGCCGUGGUGUACCAAGUCAACGAUCGUAGCCAGGAAGGCGGGCCACUUCAAGGCUCAGUUAGAGAUAGGAUUCCCACCGCUGAUAGAGAGAUACAUGUCCACCGUCACCGUAGCCAAACCUCAUCUAGUCAGGGCUGUAUGCACCGAUGGAAGAUUAUUCAAUCAUCUAAUAACAACCUGGAGAUUUGGUCCAGGGCAAAAAGGAAAGCCAGAUACCUGUACAGUAGACUUCUCGGUCUCGUUCGAGUUCCGAUCGGUGCUCCACUCGCAUCUAUCGCACAUAUUCUUUGACGAAGUCGUGAAGAAGAUGGUGAAGGCAUUUGAGAUGAGAGCGGAGAAGAUGUACGGCCCCCAGACGAAUGUAUCGCGGUCCGGCUUCCUUCAUAAUACCCCCACUUGACGAAAGCCUUAACUUGGGUGGAUGUGUUAGUUAUCCUGUAUAUACCUGUAGUUAGACCAUUUAAAUAUAAGGAGCUUUUGCCCUUUUCUCUUUCUCUCACUCUCUCUCUCUCACACACUGUGGCCCCUAUUCUGAAGCCCGGUUUAAUUUAAACUCUGGUUUUAAGUUGUGGUUUAACUAUGGAAAGCCAGUUGUUAUAUAAAUCUCUAACAGUAGAGGUUCAAUGUAUCAGCUCAUUUGACUCCCAAAACAUUAUUAACUGCCUGGGAAAGAUAAGUAUGACAGUUGUCUUCACCAUUAGUAGAAUUAGUAAAGAGCACAGUAAACAUGAGAAGCAAUCACUAAACAAAAUUUUGAAAUGCUUGGCUUCCCAUAAUUUUAGCACAGAGUUAGACCACGGUCUAAGUUAAACCCCACUUCAGGAUACGGGCCUCUGUGGCUUUCUCUAAAUUUCUCUUUGGAUCUCUCACUCACUCUCUUUCUCUCCCUGCUUUCUCUGUGCGGCCCUCCCUCUAUUAAAAAAGUAUGGAAUACUACACAUAUUGCCACACAAGUUUUAUAAAUGGAUGCCUGUGUUUUAUUUUUGAAAGAAGUCCAUGAAAUGGACAUAUGCUGGAUAUUUGGUUAAUGGAUGCGUAAUUAUUCUGGAAGUAUGAGAAAGAAGAACACAAUUAAAUGAAUUUCAAAGUUAUUCAUAAGUUUUGUUUAUGUACCGUAGUUCGUGCUAUGUUAGUGCCAAUGAAAGACUGAUCUGAGGUGAAUGGCAGAAUUUUAAUUCAAUAUUUUUAUAUUCCAUGAACUUUUUUGCUUCCUGUAUGAGUAAAUGACAACAUCAGGUCUUGUCGUUAUUAUGUACAUUUAUUAACAAAUAUCUUAUUGCUUUUAUUUAUGUGAUUAUAUUCUUCAAUGAGUACAUGUAUGUAUUAUCAGGAAGUAUGUAGUACAUGAUAAAGUUCAUGUUUUAAUGAACAGUGAUUUAAUAUCACUUUGUACUAAUGCUGUCAUGUUGUGUGUGAUCAAAAUCUUUAGGCAUUAAUCAUUUAAUUUCAGAGAAGAAGGCAUUCAUUGCAAUACAGCAAGAGCAAAAAAGAAGGUAGAAUUUCCUUGAAUCAUACAUGUAUUUGUUCUACGAGCAUAUUUUUGAAAUGUACAAAUUACAUACUUGGCUAUAAAAAAAUAGGGACCACUUUUAUAUGUAAUUUUAUCCAAUCAUCUUCUUUGUGCUCAAAUUACAAUUAUAUAUAAAGCUUUCUCCAUAUUAUACAAUUGGUGGUAUGUGUAUCUUCAUGGCAUUCUUUAAUCUAGUGCCAGUUGUCAACUCACUCACUGAAUGUAAAUUUUUUAUAAUCUGUAGUAAAUUCGAAUAUGUCCCAAAAAUGAGUUCUGCCAUGAAAAAAAGAUAAUGAAAGAUAAUAUGAGAAAUAAAAACAAAUUGCAUUUAUUAUUGAUAACUUUGAGGAAUAUUUUGGAUAUUGAUUAUAAGUUAAAAAGAGAAUAAUUGCGUACAAUUUUUUUUUAGCUGUUGACCAUCUCCAAUGCCCAACUUUAUCCUCCAAUAUUUUAAACAAUCACUGUUAGAAAAUUUGUUGUGAUCAGGAAUUGAAGUACACAUUGAUAAAAAACAGAUACAGCCAUAGGUCCUACUUAUAAGCAAAAACAAAGAUGAGAAAAUAAUUUGUGAUCAAAACCUCGCAUUCCAUUGAAGUGAGGACUAAAAUUCAUGUCAAUUCUGGACUUUAAAAGACCCAGGCUUGCUAAUAUGAAUGCAACCUAUUGUCAUAUCAUGUAUUUUGUACCGGAUUAGCAGAGUAUCAAUACUGCUUUUGGCAAUCUACAAUGUAGAUGGUGUUUUUUAGAAAGAAAACAAUGGCAUUGUCCCAGUAGUCAGCCAAACAUUUUGAGGGGGCCAGACAUAGUGUAUUCCACAAAUUUUCUCAAAGUUUGCUCGUUAACAAGCAAAAAUUGUGACCUAUUUAAAGACAAAAAAAAUUUAGGACAUAAUAUCCAUAGAAAGAUAUCAUAUUUCACCAUAUGCCAUUUAUUCAUAUUCCUUUCUUUUUUUCCCUCCUUUCUUUUCUGAAUCGAUAAAUUGUUGGGGGGGCAUGAUCCCAAGCCCCCCACUUCCCCGCAAUCUGUUCGCCAGUGGAUUUUCCAUUCAAUAAUUCAGACACCAGUAUUAAUUCAUCUAUAGGAUGAUUUUUUUUUCUGGAAAAUGUGUUACAAUUAAUUGCGAGGAUGGUUUUAUCACUUUUAUUGUAAAUUUACUAUGCAUUCAAAAUAUUUAUUUGAUUUCUUGUACGAAUUUGCUCAAAGUAUUUAAUCUUAAUACUUGAUAUGAUAUUAGCAGGAAGUCAUUUUCUUAUGUUAAUCAUAAAGGAAUAAUUUGUUGGGGCAUUUACAUGUAUAUGUUGAUUAGAUGUUGAUUACGGUUGUUACUCAACAAACAUAUUUUUUAGUGCAAAGUUUAUCAUCUGCACAAUUUAAAUGAACCAGAAUCAAAUACAUGACAUUUUGUAAUAUUAUAAGGUAAACUUCACAUUUCGAUAUUCCAGUUCUUCAAAGAUAUAAAGUCAAAUGUGAAAGAACAUCAUGCUUUCGAUAUCAUCAGUGAAUUUUCAAACAGACACAAAUAUUUAUAAAUUUAAGAAUAAAACAAGAUAAAACUAAUACACAAAAAUUAAUUGUGAGUUUAUUUCUUCUUUGCAAGGAGUUGUGCUAUAAGACUUUUCAAAUUAUUUGAGAUGACAAGCAUGGUUUUUCAUGCGUGGUGGUCGGAAAUAUCCUGAGUUUUUGGGCCCGACCAGUGCCAACUACCGUGGCUAUAAAACUGAUUCUAACUAAUGACACAUCAUUCGUAACAAUUUCAAGAUGUAUAAAUGUGGUACAUUAAAUCAUCAUUAUUAUUAUAGUAUGAAAUGUAACAUGUUAAAUGAGAAGAUAAUGAACUUUGAGUCAUUUUUCUGGUGGUCUGUACAGUUAAUGUUUCAGAAAGAAACCGAUUGUUGUGUCACAGGACGAUUCACAUGGUCCUACCAGUACAUCAUCGAUAUUUUGCCAAUUUGGAGACCAUCAUAUCUACUGGUCGAUAGACACUCGUCAUGGAUUGUUUUUUGAGGGAUAUUUGCUUUAUUUCAAAUCCCUGGUUUAUAUUUUAAUGCUGCUGUUACUGUAUUUUUCUGCAUGAUAUGAACUGGGUUGAUUUUCACCCUACAGUUUUUAGCUGCUUAUAUCAUUGGAACAUCUGUAUAUAAGAGACCUUAUAGAAAUUAUAUUCUUUGAUAUUACAUAGGUAAUAAAUCAUGUGUGGUAUUUAUGAAUAUGAAA
Lytechinus pictus (painted urchin) is the source of this 4684-nucleotide messenger RNA. Its product is annotated as coenzyme Q-binding protein COQ10 homolog B, mitochondrial-like. Gene Ontology annotation, molecular function: ubiquinone binding. Lineage: Eukaryota; Metazoa; Echinodermata; Echinoidea; Temnopleuroida; Toxopneustidae. Gene Ontology annotation, biological process: cellular respiration; ubiquinone biosynthetic process. Bases 641 to 1360 code for a protein of 239 amino acids. The transcript is spliced from 5 exons. The record is from RefSeq and is a predicted model, not a curated record. Gene Ontology annotation, cellular component: mitochondrion.